Messenger RNA from Schistosoma spindalis, 1029 nucleotides. Lineage: Eukaryota; Metazoa; Platyhelminthes; Trematoda; Strigeidida; Schistosomatidae. The record is from the annotation of a GenBank genome assembly.
GUUUUAGGUUGCUUGAAGAGUGAAUGGUGCUUAAUUUUGAUGGGAAGAGAUAUGAUUGCGAGAAAUCGUCGAUAUACUUAUUCGCUCAAUUGUUCUCAACAAGUUCAUUCAUUAAGAGUAUCGCGGAUGAUUUCAAAAAAAGGCAGUUAAUCGACGUCAAGGAUUGUCUCUCCUCAGUUUACGUCCAUCAAGGUGAAAUGGCCACUAUACCAUUACUGGUCACCAAUGUACAUGCAAACAAUAUCAUUCCAGAAUACACAUCUUCUGAUGAUGCAACCUCCUGUUACAUUGUCGUCUUGCAUUGUCCGGUUGGUUGUUCGAUAGGACAUCUGGAUACUCCAUUGCGUGCCAGGUCAUUUUUCAGAAAUUCUGAACGUUUCUUUUCGAAAGGAAGUGUUAAUAUCACAGUCCACAUAGUCGGGGGUUUUCCAGAUCCACGAAACAUUUCACAUUCUAUACUAGUUGAAAUACUUUCAUUGCUAAUAGGUAGUGGUCACAAUUAUGAACUUGGGGUAUGCUGUGUCGGUGAAAAUAAUAUCCUGAGCUCUAGUGGUGAAAAAUCACAACCUGCUAUUUUGGGUGUUAUCUUCAAUAUCAAAACCAACCAAAUAAAUCCAGCUCGUAUAAGUUGGAAAGCACGUGGACCUGUUCCUGUGUUAAGACUUUUACGCCUAAACUGUGUAGGUUCAGAUGAAAUAACUAACGUAUUCAAUUCAGAAAGGGGUUACCUAAUCAUAGAUCCUUUCCCGUACGUGCGUCCAGCUUUUGUGAAUACGCAAAUAACAUCUGAAGAAAUGCGAGCUAAGUCCACAACACCUGAGCAAGAACCUGUAACAUACUUUGAAGGUCAGAUUGCUGUGCACCGCUUAAGGCUUCACUGUCCUAACUCCCUAAGUUGGUUUGAACUUGGCCCACUGAUCUUCCGUUGUGUUCUAGAUUCAAAUAAACCGUGGGUCCCUUUAAAUGGAGCUUCUGCAGUUGCAUCGGAAGACCCUUUAACAAACGUUGAAAUAUAACCUUAUUAUAAUA